Molecule: messenger RNA, 1020 nt
Organism: Alternaria hordeiaustralica
Lineage: Eukaryota; Fungi; Ascomycota; Dothideomycetes; Pleosporales; Pleosporaceae
Exons: 1
Coding region: 1-1020 (339 amino acids)
Source: RefSeq, a predicted model, not a curated record
AUGAGCGACAGGUUUACGAGUGAGCGACAACUCGGUCAGAAAGCUCUCCAGAACUCAUCGCAAGCCUACGAUAAGCAACUGCUUUCGAAGAUUGGCGGCCCGAAUACACCCACACGGACGACUGCACCACCACUCCCCUCUGGCAACUCCCAAGACCCCGCCGCCGAUACACACGCUUCUUCACAUAAGCUCAACGGCCAACUGAAGCCACUGACUGUACCGGCUACAUCACCUGGCUACAGCGGCUGGCGAAGUCCCGGCUUCGACUCGGCGGAUUCAUACAGAUCACGUUACGGCAGCAUCUCAACGCCAGGUCCUUUGGACGAAACUUCUUCACAACACCGUGGUAGCUACGAUCAUAGCAUAUUCUCGGAUCCUGAGUUUGUUGGCAUGGAAGAGAAUGGAAUGCGGGAUUUGAACAUCAACGAGCGCAGCCCUGCCGAGUCAGAGGACUAUCAGUUAGGCCCAAAGGGUGGCCUGAAACGGCGGGCCUCGUCCCCGCCCUCUGAAGCCGCGCGCGAUGACCGUCCCAUUCCGACUGGCCAUAACGACCUCUACCACCGUCGCUCCCAGCAAAUGCUCGUCAAUCGGAACUGCACAGCUUCGCGUUUUCAGUCAACCCAAAACUCACUGUCCUCCGCUGGGUCCGCAAGUCAACGUAGUGGCUCGAUUGGCUCCUCAUUUGGCUUUUCAACCGCUCCAAGUAGCAUGGCAAGUUAUUGCGGAGAUCAGCGCCUAUCGCCCAGUGCGUUGUCGCCUUUGGGCGAAACAGAGUUAGGCGCAGUCUCGCCAUAUGCAGCUAAUAGAUCGUUGGACCCUAGUCCCCGCGGGUCGUUGUCGCGACCUCCGCAUCAACGGGGUUUCUCAGAGGCCGAGCAUCCGCAGAUACGAAAAAUGUCUACGGAGAGCAUGCUACACUCACGUCAGAAUUCAAUCGCAAGCCGCAUACCGGGGGCUUAUAUUUGCGAAUGCUGCCCUAAGAAACCCAAGAAAUUCGACAGUGAAGAUGAGUUACGGUAA